Quercus lobata is the source of this 456-nucleotide messenger RNA. RefSeq names its product zinc finger protein ZAT11-like. The record is from RefSeq and is a predicted model, not a curated record. The transcript is spliced from 2 exons. Bases 1 to 456 code for a protein of 151 amino acids. Lineage: Eukaryota; Viridiplantae; Streptophyta; Magnoliopsida; Fagales; Fagaceae.
AUGGCUGAAGAGAAGCACCACCACCACCUUUUCCAUCACAAGAAGGACGAAGAAGAUAAGCCUAUUGAAUCUGUCUUCACUGAGACUACUACUGGUUAUGCUGAGACUGGUUUUUCCAGUGGUGGCCCCGGCGGGUACGGUGAUGAGACCUGGGACUGUGUGGUUUGUGGAAAACGUUUCGUCUCUAAAAACGCUCUGGGUGGUCACAUGAACCAGCACCCUAAGCGUCCAUGGCGGGGCCUAUAUCCUCCUCCAGCCGGUCAUCAUGCUCCAGAGGCCUGUGUGGUUUGUGGAAAACGUUUCGUCUCUAAAAAUGCUCUGGGUGUUCACAUGAACCAGCACCCCGAGCGUCCAUGGCGGGGCCUAUAUCCUCCUCCAACCGAUGAGCCUGCUGCUGUAAGGAAUGGAAACACUACUGCUCCUUUGCUGAUUGAUUUGAAUCAGCCUGCUCCUUAG